GUUCGGAAAUGACCUAACCGGAGACGCUGGAUCAAGCUGAAUGCUGGCUGCGGCUCCUGACCGAAGAAGUGCACUAUGUCCUUGCUGAUCCGGCGUCCGUGGGCGGCGGGAAGAUAGGGACGGUCUCGGCCCGGCAGGUGCUGCCAGCUCUCCCUGCCCCUCAGCUGGGGGUGGCUGGGCAGUCAUGGGUGAACCAAGCCGGGAAGAGUAUGAAAUUAAGUCCUUCGAUGCUGAGACCCAGAGGUUACUGAAGACUGCCCUCAAAGAACCUGGUGCUGUGGAUUUGGAGAAAGUGGCCAAUGUGAUUGUGGACCAAUCCCUGAAAGACUGCGUGUUCAGCAAGGAAGCUGGACGCAUCUGCUACACCAUCAUUCAGGCAGAGAGCAAGCAAGCCAGCCAGAGUGUCUUCCGUCGGGGCCUCCUCAAUCGACUGCAGCAGGAGUACCAGGCCCGGGAGCAGCUCCGAGCCCGAUCCCUGCAGGGCUGGGUCUGCUAUGUCACCUUCAUCUGCAACAUCUUUGACUACCUGAGGGUGAACAACAUGCCUAUGAUGGCAUUGGUCAACCCUGUCUUUGACUGCCUUUUCCGACUGGCACAGCCGGACAGCCUGCACGAGGAAGAGGAGGUGGACUGCCUGGUGUUGCAACUGCACCGAAUUGGUGAGCAGCUGGAGAAAAUGAAUGGGCAGAGGAUGGAUGAGCUGUUUGGUUUGCUGCGUGAUGGCUUCCUGCUUCAGGAUGGGCUCAGCUCCCUGUCCCAGCUCUUGCUCCUAGAGCUUAUUGAAUUCCGGGCUGCUGGUUGGAGGACUACCCCUGCUGCCCAGAAAUAUUAUUACAGUGAGGUUUCAGACUAGGCUGCCCCAAUCGAGGUCCAUUCACCAGCACCUUAGGCUUCUUUCUACACAUUACUCACCCUUACUAAGACAGCCCCAGGCUUAGGCUCACACACCUGAAUUUAUAUUCAAAGAUUUCUCUAUUCCAAUCUGUCUGCUACUAGGGGUACUCCCCAACUUCAGACUCUGGGCUUACAUCAGUCUGGCCCUAAGUAACUUUCUUCCUGUCCCCUACUCACUUAAUUCAGCACUUCUGAUCUUUUUAACUUCUCCAGAAGGGUGACAGAAAGCAGCAUCCUGGCCCACUGCAUUGCACUUCAACUACAGAGAAGCACAGAUAGAGUUAGAAGGAACCUCAGAAGACAAUGAGCUCAACUCCCUCACUUUACAGAUAAGGAAACUGAGUUAAAUGAUUUGCUCAGGGGUUACAGAGAUCCAUUAAGUGUCUGAAACAGCAUUCAAACCUAGGUCUUCUUGAUUUUGAGACCGACGCACCAUCUAGAACACCCAACUCAACUGAGUUGGGCUAUUUCUCCAACAGACUUAAGUACAUUAUCUAGAUACCUCAGUUUCCUGAUUUAUAAAAUGGAGACUCAGAUUAAGAUGCUUUGAUAUCUUCAUAGGAUAAAACAUGAAAGGGAAAAAUCUAAGUCAGAUAAUUGAACUGGGGUCUAGUCUUUGAAUUACCUGCAUGAAAGGGAGGUUUCUAAAGAUGAGGUUGUGCCAGGUAAAGAGGCCAAGGCACCAGAGCAUAAGGAGUAUGCUAGAAACUGGGUUUAUUGCUUUUUAUAAUUUUUGUACAAAAAUGACUUGGGGAAACAAGGGUAUUUUAUCCAGACAAGUUUUAAUGAGCUGCUGACCAAAACACUGGUUCAGUGUGGGAUUUAAAAAUAUAUAAACAUAUACAUGUAAUUUAUUAUGAACCAGUGUAGGAUUUUUCUAGUAAACCUUUUCUAAAAGUGAA
Messenger RNA from Monodelphis domestica (gray short-tailed opossum), 1796 nucleotides. It is a transcript of the gene MIF4GD, whose product is annotated as MIF4G domain containing. Gene Ontology annotation, biological process: regulation of translational initiation. The record is from RefSeq and is a predicted model, not a curated record. NCBI's taxonomy places the organism in Eukaryota, Metazoa, Chordata, Mammalia, Didelphimorphia, Didelphidae. Gene Ontology annotation, cellular component: cytosol. Gene Ontology annotation, molecular function: protein binding; RNA binding; translation activator activity.